AUGGCCACCGCCUUCCUCAUCCUAGAUAUCCAGCAAGGAGUCACGGGCCAGAUCUUAGACGACUCGACCCCGGAACGAGAAUCCUACAUCCGCCGCCUCGCUUCCGUGGUCAAAGCCGCCCGAGAGAAGUCUGUCUGGAUUGUUCAUGUGAAAACAGCGUUUCGUCGUGGCUUCCCUGAUCUACAUCCUCGCAAUCCCUCGGCACAACGAGUCAUUCAAACAGGGAAGUACAUCGAGGGAGACGAAAGCGUGGAGUUCCACCCGGCAGUGGCGCUUCAUGAGAACGACAUUGUAAUCACUAAGCGACGGGUGUCCGCCUUUGGAGGCUCCGACCUUGAUGUGGUCCUUCGCAGCUCCCGCAUUGAGAAUCUUGUUGUGGCUGGCCUGAUCACUAGCGGGGCAGUGCUGUCCACGGUUCGACAGGCAGCCGAUCUGGAUUAUCAGUUGACGGUGCUCGAGGAUCUCUGUUUGGAUCGAGACCAGGAGGUGCACGACGUCCUCAUGAAUAAGGUCAUUGCAAAACAGGCUAAUGUGCUCGGAUCCGAUGAGUGGCUGGCCCGUCUGUAG
Aspergillus nomiae NRRL 13137 is the source of this 567-nucleotide messenger RNA. RefSeq names its product cysteine hydrolase family protein. Bases 1 to 567 code for a protein of 188 amino acids. The transcript has a single exon. Lineage: Eukaryota; Fungi; Ascomycota; Eurotiomycetes; Eurotiales; Aspergillaceae. The record is from RefSeq and is a predicted model, not a curated record.